UUAUAGUCUGUUUUACACGACAUGUGUUUGCAUUUUAUAACCCAAACAUUUAAUUCAUUUAUUGAUUACAAUUCAUUACAAUCACUUCAUUUGAUCCCAACAUAUGGCGCAUGAGUUGACACAAAGGAUGGCAUCACUCGAGACCACAGAUGACGGCGAAGACAACAUUCAACAGCCUCAAAUCUACGCCAAAGACUCUUUGGAUCGAUUCGGUGAUGACUUGUUUCAAGUUUUGUUGUCUUAUCUCUCACUCGAAGACCGAUUCCGUUACGAAUGUGUGUCCAAACAGAUCCAGAGAACUGUCUUCGAGAGUGUUGUGGACAUCAAUAUUGACGACAAACUGAUGAGUAGAGCACAGAAGCAAACCGAGACUUUAAACUACUUGUUUGAAUCGAUUGCCAAAAAGUGUCCAAACAUUGAGACCAUUGACUGUCGAGGAAUAACCGCUUGUUUGGAACGCUCAUCGCUAAUGUCGGACACAUCUCGAGACAAUUUCAAGGCAAUGGUCUUAGCAUUGAAUGAAAGCAAAUGCGAAAUAUUACCGCUAUUUCGGGACAAUUGCCAGCAUUUGCGGCAAAUUUAUUGCAAUUUAAUGCCGAAUAACAAUCACUUCUUCGAUAUAUUUGGACCUUUGGUCACACGAAUCGAUUCCGGAAGAAAUUAUUCUCGAGAGAAACAAUCGCUCAUUCAUUGCCACCGAUUGUCUCAAUUAACUGUCGUCUCGAUGUCCGAUGUCUUCGAUAACAAUUCCGGACUAUUGGCGAAGAAUUUGGAAACAUUUUCAUUUUCUUACCUCAAUUAUAAACAACAAUUGUCUACAUUUAUGGCACAGAAUCAGUCCCUCAAACGUCUUGACGUGUAUGUCAUGUCAUAUCAAUCUCAUGAGUCUAUGACUGAACUGUGCGGACAAUUGUCACGAUUAACACAAUUACGUGAUUUGGCACUCGAUUUCGUUCACAUGAAUGACCGGAACUUAAUUAACUCGUGUUUGCGCGCAAUUGGCGUGAAUUGCAAACAAUUGCAACGAUUGGCACUUCGAUUGGGCUCCGAGUCUAAGGAGAUUAUUGGCCAGAGUUUGGAUUCGUUGAAAGCUUAUCGCGGAUUAAAACGAUUGGAUUUAACACUCUUUGCGGCCAUCGAUGGCGAGUCUUUGGAACUUUGCCACCGAUUAACGCAUUUAACACUUAAUAUGAAUACAUGGAAAAUGAGUGAACAAUUGUUGGCUAAUUGUGACCAAUAUUUGCCUAAACUUCAGUUUCUAUAUAUUUGUCACAACUAUAAGAAAAUAAACGCCGAGUGUUUGUCUCACAUCUCAAGACUACGGGCGCUGCAAACGCUUGUCAUCGAGAGUUGGAAUCACAACAAACUGAAUGAUAAUGAUAUCAAUGAUCUGUUGUCGAGAAGCCCUAAACUCAAGAACAUUGAAAUUCGUGAAAACAAAUUAAAUGCAAUCAAAUUUCAUAACGAUGUGCACGUGAACAAAUUGUGUUUCACAUAA
Molecule: messenger RNA, 1498 nt
Organism: Medioppia subpectinata
Lineage: Eukaryota; Metazoa; Arthropoda; Arachnida; Sarcoptiformes; Oppiidae
Source: the annotation of a GenBank genome assembly